AUGGGACGGGCGGAAGAAUCCAACCAGCACGAAAGAACACAACUUGCCGAUAAGUUGAAUCACCAGGCAGAGCUUUCCUGUGUCCGGUGUCGCGCAAGGAAAAUCCGCUGUGGGCGUGAGAAAGAGGAGUGCGCCAACUGCCAACGCGAUGGGGUAAAAUGUGAAUAUACCACGCCUGCGAAACGCGUCAACCAUGUCAAGUUAUUAUGCAACAGCAUGGCCAAGAUCGAGGAACGGCUGGGUGAUAUUGAAGACAGCCUAUCGGCGCUGGCUGCGAGACUUACACACGACGAUCACGAAAAAGAAUAUCCUGCUGAAAGCGCUAUUCCUUCUGGUUUCCACCAGCUGCAAUCUGAUACCAGCGAGGAAAGUGGUGGAUCUGUCUCGGACUUGUUACAACAUUGUAUCUUUCGCCACCACGAGUCUCAGAUCGAUCGGUAUUAUGGGCCUGGGGCAUUGCCGACUUUAUGCAGGGAAUUCCAGGCAACUGUUAGCGCUCCACCCGCAUCCUCCGCCUCGAGCAGCGCCAGUGAGACGCUGGAGCAGCAUAUGGGCCGCCUUAUACAGGACGCUGGCGAUCAAGGGGCCUGUCUGCGCAGGAGCACAGGACAAGUGCCUCUGCGGCUGCCGGCGAAGCAGCUAUUCCUGCUCGUACAGUCUCAGUUCUUCCAGCGCUGCCGCUGGGCAACGAGUAUCUUCGCAGCAGGCUUGUUUCGUGCUCGUGUGGAGAAACUAUAUACACAGCCUCUCACGAUUGACGACACGCCCUGGGUACUCAGUUUACAUCUGAUCACUCUCCUAGUCUUAGGUCUUGAGCAAGAAGAGCCCCCUCGGCAGCUGGACGCCGAAAUCCACAUCUCAAACAUUUUCGACUGGGGUGUUUCGUGGUCAGAAAGGACUAGUCUGAUGGUGCCUCGCCUGAUCGAUGUGCAAACACUAGCUUUGCUGAGCAGGUAUGGACAACAGUUUCUGCCGCUUCCGGUGGCCGAGUCUAUCCACACCCAGGCGUGCAUUCGGGCGAAGGCCAUUGGUCUCCACUGCGUAGGUCCUGAGGGAGGAAUGGAUGCUUUCUCGCCAGAAGAGGCCGAGGAACGCCUUCAUCUUUAUCGUCAUCUACGCUCUCAGGAUAUACGUUUUGCUAUCCUCCGCGGCUCCACCCCGUGGCUUCUGGGCCAUCACUGGCCCUCCCUCGGAUCGUCCGUCGAUCUCGGUCAAAUUCAGGAGCAACUACAUCAUAUCACUUCCACCAAUGUAGCCACCACGAAGAGGCAACAAGUGCUUGCAGACCUCCUGAGGCAGCUGGACCAAUGGGCCCUAGAGUACCAAAUCGUUGCAUCUGGUCCGCGCGACCGAAGAAACCCCAACGUCAGGUCCCUGAGGCAGGAAAUUCUUGCUACCCGCAUCGCGAUCCUGGUUUCCCUAAACACGCCGGACUCUCUUCAAAAGGCGAUCUUUGAUGCGCGGAUUGCCUGCGCGAUGUUGUUGAGGUCGUUCUCGGCUGGCGCUCCCGUCUCAUGCGAGCAAUUGGCGCCCCCAGCGUCCCACCCGAUCCUCAACCUUGGCGGGGAGGACUCCUGUCAAGCUCUCUAUUCUGAUCCGCAAGUCGACGAGGAAGAUUACCUAUCCCCUCUUCUGAGGCAGGAUGCGCUGGAGAUGUUCUCCAUUCGCGCAUUCUUUGUCAUUGCAGCAGCCCUCACGGAGCCCACAUCAGCAUCGCUCCAGACAGACCUUGAUCUAUUACGGGGUGUCUCUUUGCUCUAUUCUUCCGUAGGACGACGAAUGCCGGUUGGAAAUCACCUUCUCAAGCUUGGUCGGGUGUUCGAGUCGGUUCUCGAAAUCAUUCACGAGCGCCGCCGACAGGACCCUCCAGACCAAAGCGAGAUCCACGGCGACCCCCACGAGGAUCAUGCCAUGCGGGUCACCGUGUCACCCUCAUUGGAUGUCAUUGAAGGCCUGCCAAAUGGGCUGGAGUUCCAGAGCCCAGACCCUGCUUACCCUACGACACUCCCGUCUAGCUCGUUCAAUCCGGAUGCCUUGUCCUCGAUGCCUGUAUGGUUCCUCGGCUCCAUGGUUGAAGACGAGACACCCUUCUUUGAAGCGGCAAUGCUGCAUAAUCAACCAGGUCACCAGCCAAGGCCAGAACAACGCCCUGCAGCGCCUGGAUCGCCGAGCCACGACUUGGGGCCGGAAUUGGCGGCGUCAUCUCUGCCUAAAACAUUACACUUUGAACUGCCAGCAGAUGUGGGUUAUGGAAUGUCAAUGCCCGAGUAA
Messenger RNA from Aspergillus fumigatus Af293, 2271 nucleotides. RefSeq names its product putative C6 transcription factor. Gene Ontology annotation, molecular function: DNA-binding transcription factor activity, RNA polymerase II-specific; zinc ion binding. The record is from RefSeq and is a predicted model, not a curated record. The transcript is spliced from 4 exons. Bases 1 to 2271 code for a protein of 756 amino acids. Gene Ontology annotation, biological process: regulation of DNA-templated transcription. NCBI's taxonomy places the organism in Eukaryota, Fungi, Ascomycota, Eurotiomycetes, Eurotiales, Aspergillaceae.